Neoarthrinium moseri is the source of this 1149-nucleotide messenger RNA. RefSeq lists its product as uncharacterized. The record is from RefSeq and is a predicted model, not a curated record. Lineage: Eukaryota; Fungi; Ascomycota; Sordariomycetes; Amphisphaeriales; Apiosporaceae. The transcript has 5 exons. The coding region runs from base 1 to 1149 and encodes 382 amino acids.
AUGGCGGCUGUGCUACAGAAACCUACGCAACUUGUGGUACCGAGCUUCACCGCCGGUGACAUCGAGGCUGACGAUGAAUGGAAUGCGCAAAGCUCAUGGGACAUGAAAGUUGAGGUCCCCGCAGAACUCACAGGAUAUGUUGAUGCGAACAUACUAGCUUGCAUGCCUCCGGGAACGAUUAUUGACUCCAUUCGGCCACACGGCUCGAGCUAUUGGUCCGCAACCGCAGAGAUCCAGGCCACACUGGAAGGCGAGCCCAGGUCCUACUUCGUCAAGGCUACCCAAAAUAAGUUUGGCAAGAAGAUGUUCAGAGGCGAAUAUGAAUCUGCCAAGGCAAUACACGAUGCCUGCCCUGAUUUCUGUCCGCCGCCCAUUGCGUGUGGAACUUACCAGUCGGUGCCAAACACUUAUUUCUUCCUCAGUGGGUUUAUCGACAUGUUAGAUGAUCUUCCAGACCUGGGGCUUUUCCCCCAAAAGUUGGCCGAAAUGCACAUGAAAGCCAUAGCCCCCGAUGGCAUGUAUGGCUUUCAUGUUCAGACCAUGACAGCAUUGCUGCCCCAGUAUGUGACCAAAUCGGCUUCAUGGGAGGAGUUCUUUACAGGUUAUAUGCGUCACCUUAUGAUGGCAGAGACUUUUGCCCAAGGUCCGCUCAGCGACGAACUCAACAGACUCGAGACCGUCUUUCUGGAGCACAUUAUCCCUCGCCUGUGUAGACCGCUCGAAACAGGCGGGAGAAGUAUAGAGCCAAGGCUUUUGCACAGUGACCUAUGGGAUGGAAAUGCGGCCAUUGAGGCGGAGACAGAGAAUCCCAUUAUUUUUGAUCCUUCAUGCUUCUAUGGCCACAACGAAUUCGAAAUCGGCGUAUGGCGCUGUCCUCGACAUAAGACAGGCAAGCCUUAUAUAGAAAACUACCACCGAUAUUUCGCCAAGUCGAACCCGGAGGAGGAUUAUGAUGGGCGAAAUCUUAUGUACCUUCUGUCCUUUGAAACCCGGGCAUCUGCAUGUUGGGUUGGGAGGGGGAUGUUCCGAGAAUCAAUGAUUUGUUUGCUCAAGGAGCUAGAGCAGAAGUUUCCUGAAAGCUACGAGGAGUGGGCGAAGGCAAGAGGGGAAUCCGUGUGUGAGCGUAAGGCUUCCACACCUCCAUCGUAG